Mesorhabditis spiculigera is the source of this 1101-nucleotide messenger RNA. NCBI's taxonomy places the organism in Eukaryota, Metazoa, Nematoda, Chromadorea, Rhabditida, Rhabditidae. The record is from the annotation of a GenBank genome assembly.
AUGAAUCUCGCCUCGACCAGCACCACCCCGUAUUAUGAGGAUAGUACGAGCGAUACCACACCGUUACCGGAUGAUGACUACUCUGCUGAAGUUGAUCCCAGCGAGCAGCUUUUCGACAUACUUUGCAUGGCUACGCUCGGCCUGCUCGGAACGAUGCUCGCAAUCUACGGCUUUGUCAUCGUACGAAGGAACACGAUUCUAAAAGGUAUCAUUGAGCACUACGCUUUUGUGGACCUACUAAAUAUGCUGUUAAUCAACGGGUGUCAUUUGUGCUGGGGCGUACCAUGCGCAAUUUGGCAGUUAAACGAGUGGAGCCCGCUGCUAGAUUAUAUUUUUUCGGGUAUAGCUUUUUCGGCUGUAUCUGUGGGAUUUCCUCCAAAAAUCUUCCUCACCUUCAAUCGAUUCUUCGCCCUAGCAUUUAGUGGGAGUUAUUAUAAAUUUUACGAGAGGACGAAUUAUGUGCAGUACGGGAUUAUGGCGGCCUAUCCUUUGGCGACAGGGAUUGCCUAUGCGAUUCCCGGCUGUGGCGCCAUCUUCAUCCCCCACGGCCAAAACUUUUUCUACGUCGAGGGAGCGUGCGGGGAGGAAGUGAUGUACUACACACAGAUCUUGGCUUCCUAUAUUGUGCUCUCAAUUCAAACGGUAUUCGAUGCCGCAAUUUUCUAUUUAAUGCGCAAGCGGAUCCGAUCUUUUCAAGCCAUCCAAUCUCAUCAGAAUAGCAAACAAAAACGAGAGCAGCUGAAGAAGGAGAUGAGGCUGGCGGCUCAGCACCGCGAGUCCCGGAAUAAGCACAAAUUUGCAUACCGAGCUGGAAUCGAUCGGCAGCCCAAAAAGAAAAUAUUUCUCAAAACUACCGUAACUCGGAGCGGCAUGGCGCCGCCGCUGGAAGCAAGAAAUCGACGGCCCAAGCGCGAGGUGAUCGGCUGGGGCACCAGUCGGUGGUGCGAGGGAUGGAUUGGAAAAAAUGAACAUGGAAAGGAAGAAACCUACGGUGGCUACUACUCGAUGAUGUUCUGCGUCUUCUUGCUGAUGUGUGUCCCGGCGGUUUGCUGCGCGGCGCUUCUCGGGGCGGUUGGCUACUACGUCGGGAAAGGAAAACGA